This is a messenger RNA of Thyridium curvatum, 1137 nucleotides long. RefSeq lists its product as uncharacterized. The transcript has 2 exons. Lineage: Eukaryota; Fungi; Ascomycota; Sordariomycetes; Thyridiales; Thyridiaceae. The record is from RefSeq and is a predicted model, not a curated record. The coding region runs from base 1 to 1137 and encodes 378 amino acids.
AUGGGAAGCAUUAUCGGAGACCAAACCUCUGCAUUUCCAGGGCACAUCGCCGUCGAACAUGUCGACAAACAAUCCAGCCCUGGAUCUGGCCUCGUGCUCUGCGUGGACGCUGGAGGAUCCAGCUGCAAAGCUGCGGUAAUGACAGUUGAUGGGAUUAUAUCCUCAAGUGUCGGCGAACCAUGUAACAUUACAACUAUCGGGAUUGAACGUGCCCUUGCCGUCAUAUCGGCGGUCACAGAUGAAGCUCUUCAAAAGCACCCCGAAACCAAUGGAGAGUCACUCUCGACCGUCACAUUCAGUCAAGUCUGGAUUGGUGCCUCGGGAUACGACCGACCUUCCCUGAAACCCUUGGUGGACGCCGAGCUCGCCAAGAUGUUCAGGCUGACGAUACAGAACGGCUUGAGAAUUACUUCGGACAUUGACCUACUUCCUGCGGUUUUGUCGUCCGAGUUAGACAUCUCCUCGGCCAUAGUCCUCGUGGUGGGAACAGGCUCUGUUGCGAUGAGCUACGAGAGAAGCGGCUGUGAAUUUCAUCGCACGGGCCGCGCAGGUGGCUGGGGAAGUCUUCUGGGCGACGACGGAUCUGGCUAUUCAUUGGGCCGAGAAGGCAUUCGCAAGACAUUACGGCACUGCGAUCUACAUACUCUGAGAUCCAGGAGCGGUGCCAAUCCGACCGCAUUCCCACCGUUGGCGCAAGCCGUUCUGAAACAUUUUCAGUCCGUUUACCCCGGUUGUGAACCUGCAACGCUUCUGACAAACCUGCUGGUUCCUGCCCCAGGCUUGCACAUAAAAGAAGACGGCAGUACCUCAAAAACCAAGGCGUUUGCCAGCGCCGCAUCUGUGGUAUUGGCAAUGGCCGGUGAAGACAACGAGGCAAAAAGCAUUCUCGACUCUAGUGCUUCCAGUGUAGCUGAGCUGGUCAGUAUACUGGUCCAGGAACAAAAGAUGGAUAUCAACCACUGUGCUCUGGUUCUAGGCGGCGGAAUUAUGAGAAACCCGUUGUACAAAGAGAUGGUCAUGCACGCUGUAGAGGAUCAGUGCGGCAACUUUCGGCAAGUCAAAGUUGUCAGUGAGCCAGCAGUUGUUGGAGCGAGAGAACUUGUCAGAACGUUAGAGAACAGUCCAGUACCUCAAUAG